This is a messenger RNA of Lipotes vexillifer (Yangtze River dolphin), 939 nucleotides long. Its product is annotated as interferon lambda-3. Gene Ontology annotation, biological process: defense response to virus; innate immune response; positive regulation of immune response. Gene Ontology annotation, molecular function: cytokine activity. The record is from RefSeq and is a predicted model, not a curated record. Lineage: Eukaryota; Metazoa; Chordata; Mammalia; Artiodactyla; Lipotidae.
AUGGGGCCGAGUGGCGCAGCCGCGGUGGCCGUGGGGCUGUGGGUCUUGGUGACGGUGGGCGUGGCCGCGGACCCCGAAGUGGUGGAGCCUCCGCGCCGCUUCCUCUCACACUACCGCUCCCGACCCCGGGCGCUGCUGGCCAUCAAGGCACUGAGGGACCGCUAUGAAGAAGAGACGCUGAGCUGGAGGCCGCGCAACUGCUCGUUCCGCCGGAGGAGGGACCCCCCGCGGCCUUCCUCCCGUGCGCUGCUCCGCCAGGUGGCCCGCGGCCUCGCCGACGCCCAAGACGGAGCCUCCACCCUCACCCGCGACGCCCUCCCUCCCCUCAUCUUUCUGUCCUUCCUUAACACAGACGUGGACCCCGGCUGCACGCUGGUGCUGGUGCUGAUGACUGUGGCGCCGAGCAGGACAGGAGCGGUUCCUGUGCCCUCACCCCUCGGGGCCCUCCCAGGUGCAAGGGGCUGCCACAUGGCCCAGUUCAAGUCUCUGUCCCCACAAGAGCUGCAGGCCUUCAAGAGGGCCAAGGAUGCCUUUGAAGAGUCGCUCUUGCAGAAGGACUGGAACUGCAGCUCCCGCCUCUUCCCCAGGACCCGGGACCUGAGGCAGCUGCAGGUGUGGGAGCGCCCCGUGGCCUUGGAGGCGGAGCUGGCCCUGACACUGAACGUCCUGGAGGCCACGGCUAACUCAUCCCUGGAUCACAUCCUGGACCAGCCCCUUCACACGCUGCAGCACAUCCACUCCAAGCUCCAAGCCUGUGUCCCAGCUCGACCCACAGCAGGCCCCAGGCCCCAGGGCCGCCUCCAUCACUGGCUGCACCGGCUCCAGGAGGCCUCGAAGAAGGAGUCCCGGGACUGCCUCGAAGCCUCUGUCAUGUUCAACCUCUUCCGCCUCCUCACCCGGGACCUGAGAUGUGUUGCCAGUGGAGACCAGUGUGUCUGA